AUGAAGAUCUUCCCUGAAAGCAGCUUCUUCCAGGAGGGUCGGGCCCCUGCGCUUCCUUCACUAGCAGAAGUACGAGACCUCAACUUGAAGACAGGCAAUGUUGCCGCCACAAACCUCAACUAUCCUCCUUCUGUUAUAAUCCCAUCAUUGGGAGUAGUCAUCAAAUAUGGUCUUAGUGUGAGCAUUGUUGAGGCCCAAACACAGAUCAUGGUGCGCGAGGAAUCCCAGGGCCGCAUUCCUGUUCCCGAGAUCUUCGGCUGGAUCGAAGAUAAUGGACAGACCUUCAUAUAUAUGUCACUGAUAGAAGGUGACACUUUAGCAGAUCGAUGGGGUGGUCUAAGCGAUGACGAGAAACAAGCUAUCUGCGAGGAACUUCAUCAUUAUGUCAAGCUGUUGCGGACUUUGGAACAAGAUCCGCGAGACAAGUACAUUGGUGACAACCUAGGCAAGAACCCACUGACGGACAUCUAUGUUAUAGACCGUCCGGAACUGGUUGGCCCGUUUCAAGGCGAAGAUGCUGUUAAGCAACUCCAGGAUGCUUGCGGGAUCGAAAUCGAUGAUGAUUUAGUAUCGCCCAUUGUGUUCACACAUAAUGACCUGAUUUCGCCUAAUAUCAUGAUAACCCCGGAUCCAAAUCCCAAAGUGGCUGCCCUUAAUGACUGGGCACAGUCUGGGUGGUAUCCUGCAUACUGGUAGUAUUGCAAGUGCCGGAAGGUACAAAUGAAUGCGGAGUGGUUUUGCAAUGAGCUUCAAGAAGAAUGGAGGAAUGUGUACCUCCCAUUGAUACUGAACCCUGUGGACGAUGAGACGACUUAUUAUCCUUGGGUUUAUUUUGUGAUGACUAAAGGGAUGUAAAUAG
Molecule: messenger RNA, 859 nt
Organism: Aspergillus piperis CBS 112811
Lineage: Eukaryota; Fungi; Ascomycota; Eurotiomycetes; Eurotiales; Aspergillaceae
Product: phosphotransferase family protein
Exons: 2
Coding region: 1-696 (231 amino acids)
Source: RefSeq, a predicted model, not a curated record